Molecule: messenger RNA, 1068 nt
Organism: Penaeus monodon (black tiger shrimp)
Lineage: Eukaryota; Metazoa; Arthropoda; Malacostraca; Decapoda; Penaeidae
Exons: 1
Coding region: 1-1068 (355 amino acids)
Source: RefSeq, a predicted model, not a curated record
AUGCAUUCAGUUCAGCAGGAAAGGACAGCAUCCAGUCAGCAGGAAAGACAUGCAUUUCAGUUCACAGGAAAGAAAGACAGGCAUCAGUUCAGCAGGAAAGACAAGCAUUCAGUUCAGCAGGAAAGAAAGACAUGCAUUAAGUUCAGCAGGAAAGAACAUGCAUCCGUCAGCAGGAUAAGACCUGCACCCAGUUCAGCCGAAAGACAUGCCAUUCCAGUUCAGCAGGAAAAGACAGGCUCCAGUUCAGCAGCAAAAAGCCAGAGGCAUCCAGUUUCAGCAGGAAAAAGACAUGAUCCAUUCCGCAGGGAAAGACAGGCAUCCAGUUCCAGCAGGAAAGACAUGCAUCCAGUUCAGCAGGAACGACAUGCACCAGUCAAGCAGGAAAGACAUGCAUUCAGUUCAGCAGAAAAAGACAAAGGCAUCCAGUUCAGCAGGAAAGGACAUGCAUCCCGGUUCAGCAGAAGGAAAGACAGGCAUCCAGGUCAGAGGAAAACAUGCAUCCAGUUGCAAGGAAAGACAGGCAUUCCCGUUCAGCAAGGAAAGACAUGCAUCCAGCUUCAGCGGAAAGGAUAUGAAUCCAGUUCAGCAGGAAAGAAAUGCAUCCAAUUUCAGCAGGAAAAAGACGACAUCCAGUGCAGCAGGAAAGACAUGCAUCCAGUUCCAGCAGGAAAAAGACAGGAUCCAGUUCAGCAGAGAAGACAGGCACGAAGUCAGCAGGGAACGACAGGCAUCAGUCAGCAGGAAAGACAUGCAUCCAAUCAGCAGAAAGACAUGCAUCCAGUAGCAGGCAAGGACAUGCAUAUGCAUUCAGUUCAGCAGGAAAGACAGCAUCCAGUCAGCAGGAAAGGACUGCAUCCACUUCAGAAGGAAAGACAGCGCAUUCGUUCAGCAGGAAAAGCCCAGGAAAGACAUGCAUCCAGUUCAGCAGGAAAGACAUGCAUCCAGUUCAGCAGCAGUGAAAUGGACCGAAAUAUUCUGAGCAAAAGUCGGAUAUGUCAGACCGAUGGCUACAAUAACCUUAAACAAUACUGUCUCACUCAGGACCUGCACCUUCAUCAGAAACUAUAA